AUGUCAGAUAGAUAUAGUUUUUCAUUAACAACUUUUUCACCUUCGGGCAAGCUUGUUCAAAUCGAGUAUGCAUUGAAUGCGGUUGCUCAAGGUGUAACAAGCAUUGGUAUUAAAGCUACAAAUGGUGUUGUUGUUGCUACUGAGAAAAAAACAGCUUCACCAUUGAUUGAUGAUUCAUCACUUGAAAAAGUUGCAAAUGUUUGUCCAAAUAUUGGUAUUGUUUAUUCUGGAAUGGGACCAGACUUUAGAGUAUUAUUGACAAAGGCAAGAAAGGCAGCUCAAAAAUAUAAAAGAAUAUAUAAUGAGUAUCCACCAACAGGAAUAUUGGUUAAAGAAGUUGCUGGUGUAAUGCAAGAAUUUACUCAAAGUGGUGGUGUACGUCCAUUUGGUGUAUCUCUUCUUAUUGUGGAAUUAUAUCAAGUAGAUCCUUCAGGAUCAUACUGGGCAUGGAAAGCAUCUGCUAUUGGAAAAAAUAUGGUUAAUGCAAAAACUUUCUUGGAAAAACGGUAUUAA
Molecule: messenger RNA, 513 nt
Organism: Entrophospora sp. SA101
Lineage: Eukaryota; Fungi; Glomeromycota; Glomeromycetes; Entrophosporales; Entrophosporaceae
Source: the annotation of a GenBank genome assembly